UCAACGUGACGAAUAAAAUACCCACGCCCGUAUUGACCACGACACGCUACGAAGCCGCCUGCCGCCGACUCGGACCAAGCACCGUUCCCGCGCCGGUCGAGGCAGUUCAGACGCGAGACGCGCACCAGCCUGGCAGCCAGGCCAUGUGAUUGAUACCCUCGCCCGCCUAAUUUUGGUCGCCGGACUUGCCGGAGCCGCGGGCGGCGCGGCGGGAGCGAAGGCGGGGGAGAGGUAGGGAAAAAGAAAAAACAUGCGCGACCGCGUGCGUCUCGAGCGCGCCAGAGAGAGGGGGAGGCGUCGCGGAGGCUCUCGUCCGGCCCCGUCGGCUUCCGCUCGGCGCGCGAAUCUUCCGGACCCAUCCGGCGGAGCAACCCCGCCACCCAAUUCCGCCAUGCCUUUCUUCCCGCCAUGCCUUUCCGCCGGUGUAUAUAAACCCCGCCCCCCGCUCGCCUCCCUCCGUCGACCAACCGACCAUCCACCCACCUGAGCAAGCAAAGCGAGAUCCGAGGCGACCAGCGCGUCGAACCGAGCGGCAGCAGCGCAACCGCUAAACGAGGUUCCUCCGUUCGUCGGUCGCCAUGGACAAGUUGCUGGCCUUCUCGAUCCUCAGCGCGUCGCCGGCCGACAUCUCCGCCAGGGCCGGGGGGCGCUGGACGCGGCUGUCGUGGCGGGGCGGCGCGGACGAGCAGGGGCAGGGUCAGGCGCAGCAGCAGCAGCAGCGGGACAGGGAGGAGAAGCCCGCGGGGUCGCCGCCGCGCCCCCACGGCAGCAGCGGCGGCGGCAAGGCCUCGCUCCCGCGGUUCGCGCCAGAGUUCGACGGGAUCGACUGCUUCGAGACCAUCGUGUCGCACUAGCUCUCUCCCUCCCCGCGCGCGGAGUUGAGGUGCCGCCGGUAAUUAGCCGCGUGACCAUUCUUUUCGCCGUCCUGCGAGGCUGCUGCACAGCCUACGGCGGCGACGGUGAUUCGCCGAUCGAUCAUCCAUCGAUCGGCGCGUGUGUGUGCGUGCGUGUGUUGAAUUGUUGCUAUUUGUCUCGGCGAUCCGCUGCUGAUCGAGACCACGGGUUGUACAGGCAGACGUGUAUUACGUGUACAUGCAUUAACAGAGACGAUUUUAUUUUAUCGUAA
Panicum hallii is the source of this 1126-nucleotide messenger RNA. RefSeq lists its product as uncharacterized. The record is from RefSeq and is a predicted model, not a curated record. The transcript has a single exon. The coding region runs from base 579 to 854 and encodes 91 amino acids. NCBI's taxonomy places the organism in Eukaryota, Viridiplantae, Streptophyta, Magnoliopsida, Poales, Poaceae.